Messenger RNA from Penicillium bovifimosum, 1893 nucleotides. Its product is annotated as putative proline--tRNA ligase AIM10. Gene Ontology annotation, molecular function: proline-tRNA ligase activity; ATP binding. Bases 1 to 1893 code for a protein of 630 amino acids. The record is from RefSeq and is a predicted model, not a curated record. The transcript is spliced from 7 exons. Gene Ontology annotation, biological process: prolyl-tRNA aminoacylation. Gene Ontology annotation, cellular component: mitochondrion; cytoplasm. NCBI's taxonomy places the organism in Eukaryota, Fungi, Ascomycota, Eurotiomycetes, Eurotiales, Aspergillaceae.
AUGAUUUCCGGGCUGCGACCUUUUCCAGGCCGCAUAACUGGGCGGCGGCUGCCGUUGAGCCUCCGCGUUCAGCAAUGCAAUCUUCACGUUGACGGCAGGAGCCGUGUUUCGAACUUCUGGAUUCCCACAGGUGGAAUUUCUAAGAAGCCAGUUGAUGGUGAAAAGGAGGAUGCCAAUGACCUGUUGAUCAGAGGUGGAUUCCUCCGACAGGCAUACUCCGGGGUAUUUCAUAUGCUUCCCCUUGGUCUACGUGUCCAAGAUAAGCUAGAACGUCUGAUUGACAAGCAUAUGCGCUCCCUUGGUGCAUCCAGGGUCUCUUUGUCCUCAAUAUCCUCGCAAGAGCUUUGGAAACAGUCAGGGAGGUUCACCGAAGGCUCAGAACUAUUCCACUUCAAAGAUCGAAAAGAAACUCCAUUUCUCUUAGCCCCGACUCACGAGGAAGAGAUUACCACACUCGUGGGCAAUCUUACGACGUCAUAUAAGAGCCUGCCUCUACGAGUGUAUCAAAUAUCGAGAAAGUACAGAGAUGAGGCUCGCCCAAGACAAGGCCUGCUUCGUGGGCGUGAGUUUAUCAUGAAAGACCUCUAUACUUUUGACUACAGCGUUAGCGAGGCACUCAAGACAUACGAUGCAGUCAGAAAUGCCUACACAAAUCUAUUCAACGAACUAAAAAUUCCAUACCUAGUCGCAGCUGCCGAUUCAGGGAACAUGGGCGGUUCUUUGAGCCACGAGUACCACUUCAUCAGCCCCAAGGGCGAAGAUGAGGUGGUCAGCUGCUCGCACUGUGAACAUGUCUAUAACGAAGAACUGGCAGACGGCAAGACACACAGCUUCGAGGAGUCAGAACAGACCGCGGCACCUGGCUUCCAGACCGACGAUACACAAGUCGAAGGUGGACCAACAAUUUCAACUGGCAUGUGGAUGGCUAUCUCCCACGACAGUAACACUAUCGUACGAGGAUGGCACCCCAAAUUCUCAAUGCAGAGCGGUGCAACAGAGCCCAUUGAGCGCCAUGUCAAUUCCCACGCUGUCAAAGCAAUCGCCACCGCUGCCGGUAUCGACCUCGACCUAAGCGUCGAGAACCCACUUCAGCGCUGGACCGACCACGUCAAGAAAAACAAGUCAUCCACCCAAAAGCCGCGCGUAUUGGACCUGUAUGACUCGCAGGUGCGGGUAUACCAGCGUCCGCCACUGAGCGACCUUCUCCAGCGAGCUGGCUGCACAGUCUCGGAUAUCGAAUACUCUAAGUUGGACCGGUUCCCUGGGACAUCAAAUAAACUCAGUCUUGUCCGCGUCCAUGAUGGAGACAAGUGUUCCAAAUGCGCACAUGGAUCUUUAACCAGCCACUCCGCCGUCGAACUCGGACACACAUUCCACCUAGGGACACGGUACAGCGAAGUCCUCAACGCAUCUGUUUCUGUCAACUCCGCUCUCCUUGAGGGCUCAUCUGGGUCCGGUGAUAAAUCUUCCGCCAAGGAAAAAAUCGUGCCUAUGCAGAUGGGAUGCCACGGAAUUGGGGUUUCGCGUAUGAUCUCCGCAGUGGCGAACCGACUUGCUGAUUCCAAGGGACUCAAUUGGCCUCGGGCUAUGGCUCCGUACGAGGUCGUGGUGGUCUCAGGGAAAGCGCUGGAGACUGUUGCGGAUCAGGUGUAUGAUAAUCUUACCAGUGACGUCUCAGCGCCUGUCGAUGUCAUUCUUGAUGAUCGGGACAAGGGCAUGGGCUGGAAACUUGGCGACGCGGAUUUGAUUGGGUAUCCUAUCAUCGUGGUUGUUGGGAAUGGAUGGAAGAAACAUCAGACUCUCGAAGUACAGUGUCGCCGGCUGGACGUGAAAGAAGAUGUCUCAUUGGAUCGUCUGCGCACUUUCGUUGAGUCAUUGUUGACGCAGCUGUGA